Oncorhynchus kisutch (coho salmon) is the source of this 1169-nucleotide messenger RNA. RefSeq names its product polymerase (RNA) III (DNA directed) polypeptide G (gene polr3g). The record is from RefSeq and is a predicted model, not a curated record. The coding region runs from base 235 to 876 and encodes 213 amino acids. The transcript is spliced from 8 exons. Gene Ontology annotation, biological process: transcription by RNA polymerase III. NCBI's taxonomy places the organism in Eukaryota, Metazoa, Chordata, Actinopteri, Salmoniformes, Salmonidae. Gene Ontology annotation, cellular component: RNA polymerase III complex.
UGGAAAGUCUUUACUUUAUUUUCUAUUAGAUGUUUUUCUUUUUUUUGCAAGCUACUUCCUAGCGAUGCUAGUGAAUAAAUACUAGCAUUUCUAAAAGCAGCUAGCUUCUUGGUAGCUAGUUAUGAGGUUAGGAAAUAGGUUCCCAAUCUGGCCAAUCUUGGCCUGACUAAGCCAACUUCAUAAAAUUGCUAGGUCAUCGCGUGUUUGAAGCAGCAGCCCACUCAUAGUGCAGACAUGGCUGGUGGUAAAGGCCGUGGUAUAGCUGCCUUCAGCUUCAACAUCGAAUCCCUGGGCCUCAGCAGGGGGAAUAUGCCUCAGACCAGAGAGGGGCCCAACAAGCUGUAUCCAGAUGUGGAGUUCAAGCCUGUGCCCUUGAAAGAGGGAGAAGAUGAGGACUACAUGCUAGCCCUGAAACAGGAGAUAAGGGGAACCAUGAGACUACUACCCCACAACAUCAAGCCUCUGGCUGGGAAAGGAGAUGUGGAAAGAUACAAGGAGAGGUAUCAGAGGCAAAACAUGUUGGAUGAGGAGUGGACUCCAGACUGGCAGCUUUUUCCAAAAGAGCUGAUGCCUCAAAAGAAAAAGUUGACUGUAAAACCAGUAGGCGCAAAGAAGAAACCCAUAAAGGUGUCAAGCAAAGAAAAAGCAGAUGUACUCAGUAAAUUAGAUGAACUGGAAAAGAAAGAUGAUGUAAAGUCAGAUGAGGAGAAAGAAGAAAAGAAAACUACAGAGGAAGGGGAGGAGGAAGAAAUUGAAGGAGAGGAGUUGGAGGAGGAAUUAGAAGAGGAAAAUGACUACAUUGCCAGCUACUUUGAAGAUGGUGAUGAUUUUGGUGCCGGCAGUGAUGAGAACAUGGAUGAAGGAGCCACAUAUUAACCUCAACUGUAUGGAUGUUAUCUCAAGAGCAUACAGUAUUUAAAAAGCCAGAAUGUUGACUGUCACUCUUCUAAACACAUUUCCCCCUGCAAAUCAUGAUUUAUUGUUUACCAAAUAGCUGUUGGCUAUAUGACUAACACUGUCAUCAAGUUCACAUUUUGUUUGAACCUACAUUUACAAUGUGAGAAUCAUCAAGAUGUGCUUGUGUGAUUUGAAGUGAGUUUGAGUUUAAAUACUGUAAGUGGCUCUUUUGUAAAUAAGUGUAUAAACAAAUUAAACAAACAUGCAAAGUC